This is a messenger RNA of Cuculus canorus (common cuckoo), 3748 nucleotides long. It is a transcript of the gene DNM3, whose product is annotated as dynamin 3. Gene Ontology annotation, molecular function: GTPase activity; microtubule binding; GTP binding. Gene Ontology annotation, cellular component: microtubule; membrane; cytoplasm. NCBI's taxonomy places the organism in Eukaryota, Metazoa, Chordata, Aves, Cuculiformes, Cuculidae. The record is from RefSeq and is a predicted model, not a curated record. The coding region runs from base 81 to 2675 and encodes 864 amino acids. The transcript has 22 exons.
UGCCGGGGGAGGGGCGCGUGCGCAGAGCUGCAUCGCUACCUGUCAGCGGCAGCGGCAGUGGCGGCGGAGGAGGCGGCGGGAUGGAGGGGCUCAUCCCGCUCGUCAACCGGCUGCAGGACGCCUUUGCGGCGCUGGGCCAGAACUGCCUGCUCGACCUGCCGCAGAUCGCCGUAGUGGGCGGGCAGAGCGCCGGCAAGAGCUCCGUGCUGGAGAACUGCGUCUCCAGGGAUUUUCUUCCGCGAGGUUCUGGAAUUGUAACAAGGCGACCAUUGGUCUUACAACUCAUCACUGCAAAAACAGAGUAUGCUGAAUUUCUACACUGCAAAGGGAGGAAGUUUACUGAUUUUGAUGAAGUUCGUCAGGAAAUUGAAGUAGAAACAGAUAGAAUAACAGGAAUGAACAAAGGCAUUUCUUCGAUUCCUAUUAAUUUAAGAAUAUAUUCUCCACAUGUAUUAAGCCUGACUCUUAUCGAUUUGCCGGGAAUCACUAAAGUGCCCGUUGGGGAUCAGCCUCCAGAUAUUGAGCAACAGAUCAGAGACAUGAUAAUGCAGUUCAUCUCUCGAGAAAACUGCCUGAUCCUGGCUGUGACUCCAGCUAACACUGAUCUGGCCAACUCAGAUGCACUGAAGUUAGCUAAGGAAGUGGACCCUCAAGGUCUUAGGACCAUCGGUGUGAUCACAAAAUUGGAUCUGAUGGAUGAAGGAACAGAUGCAAGAGAAAUUCUGGAAAACAAACUACUCCCCCUUCGUAGAGGUUAUAUUGGUGUUGUAAACAGAAGCCAGAAAGACAUUGAUGGGAAGAAGGACAUAAAGGCAGCUCUUCUAGCAGAAAGGAAGUUCUUUCUUUCACACCCAGCAUACAGGCACAUGGCAGAUCGGAUGGGAACACCAUAUCUCCAAAAAGUUCUAAAUCAGCAACUUACCAAUCAUAUUCGGGACACUCUGCCAGCCUUCAGAAGCAAACUCCAGAGCCAGCUGCUUUCUAUAGAACAUGAAGUAGAGGUAUACAAAAACUUCAGACCAGAAGAUCCAACCAGAAAAACGAAAGCACUGUUGCAGAUGGUGCAGCAGUUCUCAGUGGACUUUGAAAAAAGAAUUGAAGGAUCGGGAGACCAAGUUGACACCCUAGAGCUCUCAGGAGGUGCCAAAAUCAAUCGUAUUUUCCAUGAACGUUUUCCUUUUGAACUAGUGAAGAUGGAAUUCAAUGAGAAGGAACUGCGGAGAGAAAUAAGUUAUGCAAUCAAGAACAUCCAUGGUAUCAGAACAGGUUUGUUUACCCCAGAUAUGGCUUUUGAAGCCAUUGUUAAAAAACAGAUAGUCAAGCUGAAAGGACCUUGCUUAAAAAGCGUGGAUCUGGUGAUGCAAGAGUUAAUCAACACUGUCAAGAAGUGCACUAAAAAGUUGGCAACGUAUCCCAGGUUGUGUGAGGAAACAGAAAGAAUUGUUGCUGGAUACAUCCGUGAAAGAGAAGAGAAGACCAAGGAUCAGGUGCUGCUGCUCAUUGAUAUCCAAGUUUCUUACAUCAACACCAACCACGAAGACUUCAUUGGCUUUGCAAAUGCCCAACAAAGAAGCAGUCAGGUUAACAAAAGUGCAGUGGGAAAUCAGGGAACCAAUCUACCGCCUUCAAGGCAAAUUGUCAUCCGGAAAGGCUGGCUGACCAUCAACAAUAUUGGCAUCAUGAAAGGAGGAUCCAAGGAAUACUGGUUUGUUCUAACUGCAGAAAGCUUGUCCUGGUAUAAAGAUGAUGAGGAAAAAGAGAAGAAGUAUAUGCUACCUUUGGACAACUUGAAAGUACGAGAUGUUGAAAAGAGCUUCAUGUCUAGCAAACAUAUCUUUGCAUUGUUUAACACGGAGCAGAGGAAUGUUUACAAGGAUUACCGUUUCCUUGAGCUGGCCUGUGACUCUCAAGAGGAGGUGGAUUCCUGGAAGGCAUCUCUGCUGCGAGCUGGUGUCUAUCCUGAUAAAUCCUCAGGGAACAACAGAACUGAAAAUGAUGAGAAUGGCCAAGCAGACAAUUUUUCAAUGGACCCUCAGCUGGAGAGACAGGUGGAGACAAUUCGAAAUCUUGUGGACUCCUACAUGUCUAUUAUCAACAAAUGUAUCCGAGAUUUGAUACCAAAAACAAUCAUGCAUCUUAUGAUCAACAAUGUAAAAGAAUUUAUCAACGCAGAGCUCCUGGCUCACUUGUAUUCUUCUGAGGACCAAAACACUCUAAUGGAGGAGUCAGCUGAACAGGCGCAGAGGCGCGAUGAAACGCUUCGCAUGUACCAAGCACUCAAGGAAGCCCUAGCAAUCAUUGGCGACAUUAGCACUAGCACCGUCUCAACCCCUGCACCCCCUCCUGUCGAUGACUCUUGGCUUCAGCAGGCCCGCAGAUCACCUCCUCCAAGUCCCUCAACUCCAAGGAGACCUACGUUAAACAAUCCUCCAACAAGACCUUUAUCUGGCCGAGGACCCGCUCCUGCAAUCCCAUCUCCAGGCCCUCAGUCAGGGGCUCCCCCAGUGCCAUUCCGCCCAGGACCACUGCCUCCAUUUCCCAGUGGCAGUGAAGCCCUUGGAGGACCUCCCCAGGUUCCCUCUCGGCCGUCCCGGGCUCCUCCCAGCGUCCCAAGGCGAGCUGAUACCGACGGCUCCUCCGGUCCAGACAGUCCUCAACUCUUGCUUGAUAUAUGAUUUGUCCCGUCUUGCCGGCCAUUUGCUUUACUGCCUCUUUACUUUUCCAGGAUGGUGUAAAUGAUUACUUCUUUUUGUAAGAAGCAAAUGCUUAAUUACUUUCUGAAUUUUGCUCUGUAUGUUAAUGACCUACUUCAUAUGAGCCAAAACAUCUGCCUUUGGUUUCAUGAUCUGUAAAUGGUUCCCGGUGUUGACCUUUGAGUACAGCGAGUCGAUUCCCGAAACCAUGGCUGUUACUGAGCAUUACACACACCGGCUGUAAAAAUGUUAUGCUGCUUUUCUGAACCUGAAAUAAACUGUAACUCUUGAUGGGCUUUUAUUAGUACUUUCUGGAUGUGCAUUUGUGGUCUUCUGUCUCUCACACCAUAAUCUUAGCAUACCGCACUCCACCUCUGUUGGGACUGCAGUGUGUGUUGCACUGAGAUCACUGGACAUGUCAUUAAAAGGGGUGAAGGGGGAAAAGUAACCCAUGGGAAGCAUUCGGCCUGCUUCCCUUCCAGGGGCUUGGAGUGCUGCAGGGAUGUUUUGCUGGGAAAUGGAUGAAUGCUUUUCAAGCCAUAUCUGGUAUUCAUUUCAUUGUUGGGGAAAGCAUGUUUUGGGGGUGGUUGAGAGCUGAGCAGGCGGCCAGACUGAGUCUUCCAGAGCGGGAGCCCGAGUAAAACUGUGCGUGUAUAUUCAAUCAAGCCCAGAAGGGAUUUCCCCCUAAAGUGGUUGUGCGGAUGUCUUGAUUACUCAAUUCCUCAUUCAGAUCAGUAUGAGCCAAGUGACUGGAAUCGGUGCUCGGAGGAGAUGGUCUGCAUGGCACAACAAGCACAACAGCUGCCUACAGGAGAGGAUGUUCCUCACUGAGCACAACAGUCACUACAUUGGUCCUUAGACAGGCUUUGGGAAAGAAGGGGAGCAAAAGGAGGGAGGACAAAAGCAACAAGUCCACAUUGUAUUCACUUACUUGCUGUAAUGUUUGGAGAUACAUUUUUUAAUAGCCUUUAAUGGCUAUGCCUGAGGCAGUCUGUGCACUCCCCUCAGUGAACAGCAGUGCCACACGUGUCCCACCUGGCUGGAGUGUGUCAUGU